AUGGCUCCGAAAUCCUUAACCGAUUUGAAGCGCAAAGACCUGUUCCAGACAAAGGGCUACAUCAAUGAGGAAUGGGUGGACGCAGCAUCAGGCAAGACCUUCGAUGUCCAUGACCCUGCAACCCUCGACAAGAUCGCCACACUUCCCGAGAUGGGUGCUGCGGACACCGACAAAGCCAUUAACGCCGCACAUGCAGCCUUUCAAAGUUAUAAGAAGACAAGUGCUCGUCAGCGGGCCCGGUGGUUGCGAAAAUGGAAUGACCUCUGUCUUGAACAUGCCGACGACCUCGCAUUGAUUUUGACAUUGGAAAAUGGCAAAACAUUGGUGGAAGCGAAGGGCGAGGUCAUCUACGCCGCCUCUUUCCUCGAGUGGUUUGCUGGGGAAGCCGAAAGAAUUCAUGGCGAAGUCGUCCCUACCGCGAAUCUCAAUCAGCGGGUCUUGACUUUCAAACAGCCCGUUGGUGUCGCCGCAUGCCUGAGUCCCUGGAACUUCCCCAUCGCCAUGAUCACCCGAAAAGUUGGAGCUGCUCUGGCGGCGGGCUGUACCACGGUAUGGAAACCAGCCGGAGAAACUCCCUUGAGUUCUCUUGCUCAAGCGGUGCUGGCACGAGAAGCAGGAUUUCCCAAAGGUUCGAUCAAUGUCAUCACCACGCUCAACCUUGUUGCCGAAGUGGGCGAGGCUUUGUGCCAGAACAGGCUCGUCCGCAAGUUGAGCUUUACCGGGAGUACGCGGGUGGGAAAACUCCUCGCCAGUCAAUGCAGCAACAGCCUGAAGAAAUUGUCCCUGGAAUUGGGCGGCAACAGUCCAUUCAUUGUCUUUGACGAUGCGAAGCUCGAGACGGCAGUCGAGGCCUGCAUUCUGGCCAAGUUCCGAAACUCGGGCCAAACGUGUGUGACGGCAAAUCGCAUUUUCGUUCAGAAGGGCAUUUAUGAUAAGUUCACCGAGGCGUUGACAAAGAGAAUAAAAUCGUUGAAAGUGGGUCCCGGUACCGAAGACGGGGUGUUUGUGGGGCCAUUGACACACGAACGAGCUGUUGAGAAGGCAAUGAGCCAUAUCGACGACGCUAAGAAACAUGGAGGUCAAGUUGUUCUCGGAGGAGCCCCGCUGACAGAUUUCAAGGGCUACUUCAUUCAGCCCACCAUCAUUAAGAACAUGAACCGAGAAAUGAUCACGACACGGGAAGAGACGUUCGCUCCCGUUGUCGGUCUAUACGAGUUCGACACAGAGGAAGAAGUCCUCGAAAUGGCCAAUGAUUGUGACGUCGGUCUGGGCAGCUUCAUCAUCACGGAGAACAUUCCGAGAGCGUGGCGCGUCACCGAAGCUUUGGAAGUGGGAAUGGUUGGCGUCAACCUCGGCCUGCUCAGCGCCUGCGAGAGUCCUUUCGGUGGUGUCAAAGAAAGUGGCUACGGCAGAGAAGGUGGUCGUCAGGGUAUUGAGGAGUAUUUGAGUGUGAAGUCGAUGUUGAUCAACGUGGCAAACUGA
This is a messenger RNA of Rhinocladiella mackenziei CBS 650.93, 1482 nucleotides long. RefSeq lists its product as uncharacterized. NCBI's taxonomy places the organism in Eukaryota, Fungi, Ascomycota, Eurotiomycetes, Chaetothyriales, Herpotrichiellaceae. The coding region runs from base 1 to 1482 and encodes 493 amino acids. The transcript is spliced from 2 exons. Gene Ontology annotation, molecular function: succinate-semialdehyde dehydrogenase (NAD+) activity. The record is from RefSeq and is a predicted model, not a curated record.